CAACUGUGACUGCAAGUGGACACUGAAGGUGUGAUUGUUAUAACGAGAACAAAGGUGUGUAGAAUGAAGCCCAAGUCUUGUAAAAACGUGGUUCACAGUAUAUUGUACGCAAGUGUUCAGUCGAAGAAAGCCCAUCGUAAGCGAAGCCUCAGUCGAGAGAUAUGAUGGUUUCUAUGGAAGAGUAGCAAUCGCUUACUGUCCAAAAAGAAGAAAAACAAGGAGUUUUGUAGUUAUAGAUAUUGCCGAUCGGACCCAAGUGAAUCGAUCCGAGAAUGACUCUUCAAUGGGAUAAGCUUUCACCAGCAGAGUUUCAGCAGCUCCAAGAUCUGGCGGCUUACUCUCCGAAAAAACUUCAAGAUGUACUUGACACGUUUUGCGGUGGUGCAACUACACCGGGAGGAGUGCAGAAAUAUCAUCCGGACGGGGACAUCGAUUACGAGGGAUUCCGCAGAUUUCUUGACACUUAUCUUCAAGUCGGUGCUCCGGAUGAACUGGCCAGACAUCUUUUUCUGUCUUUUGUCAAAAAAGUACCCAACGCCGCGGACAGCAAAGCACUCAAGGAGAUGGCGGUAUUAUCAUCCACAACUGCGUGCGCUGUCAUAACUUCGCAUACGACGUCGAACAGCAAUGUAAACAGCACAGGUAUAACGAGCAGCGGUGGAACAGCCGAGAGUCAUAGCGGUGGAUCGUCUUUGGUCGAAAAAAUUCAUGGCCUCACAGAAAAACUUCAAGCGUUUGGACACCACAGGAGCGACAGCGAAACUUCCGCGAGAGCUCGAACAGGUAGUGUCCAUCCUAUGCUGACCGUGACGCAUACAUCCUACAGUUGUCACGAUGUAUUGGAAAAAAAAAGUACAGACAGCAGCCCAAGCCACAGUCAAAUGUCCCGAAAUUCGUCUCGAAAAUCUAACAACUCUCUCUUCAUCGGCAAUGGCAGAUUAGAAGAAAUGCGGCAUCUGGCCAGAAAACAGAGCAUGAUAGAUGUAUACUCCGUGAAAGUAAGCUUGAAAGAUAUCAUUUGCUAUCUUUCUCUGCUAGAAGCUGGCCGACCCGAAGAUAAACUCGAAUUUAUGUUCCGGCUGUACGACACUGACGGGAAUGGAGUUCUUGACCGAAACGAAAUAGAUUGCAUAGUCAACCAGAUGAUGAAUGUUGCGGAAUAUCUUGGCUGGGAUGUCACUGAACUGAAGCCGAUUCUUCAAGAUAUGAUGAUAGAGAUCGACUAUGACUCCGAUGGGACUGUAUCUUUGGAUGAAUGGAAACGUGGAGGUCUUACAACGAUUCCACUCCUUGUCCUUUUGGGGCUUGACUCGCAUGUUAAAGAGGAUGGGAAUCAUCUCUGGAAAUUGAAACAUUUCAGUAAACCAGCCUAUUGUAAUCUGUGUCUCAACAUGCUCGUUGGUUUGGGUAAAAAGGGAUUGUCCUGUGUCUUUUGUAAAUAUACCGUACAUGAGAGGUGCGUUCAAAGAGCGCCUGCUUCUUGCAUAGCAACUUAUGUAAAGAGUAAAAAAACAUCUCAAACGAUGGCUCACCAUUGGGUGGAAGGUAACUGCCAUGGAAAGUGUUCGAAAUGCAGGAAAACGAUAAAAAGUUACAAUGGAAUCACCGGACUCCAUUGUCGAUGGUGCCAAGUCACUCUUCACAACAAAUGCGUCUUUCAAGUCAAGGCUGAAUGCACUCUUGGAGAACACGCGGCCCACAUAUUACCACCCACUGCUAUUUGCCCCGUCGUUAUCGACAGACAAAGGUCGCUCUCUAGAGACAGCAAAAGAGACAGCAGACAUGGACAGGACGGUGCAUCUGCCGCUUCUAACUCCUCCGUAUACAGAGGAGAAUCCCAUCAGCAGCCAGCCAUAUCCUUUCAAAUUACUCUGCCGGUCGGAGUAACUCCACUGCUAGUUUUUAUAAACCCAAAAUCUGGUGGCAGACAGGGUGAAAAAAUGCUCAGAAAAUUUCAGUACAUCCUGAAUCCUAGACAAGUUCACAACUUGGCAACCGGGGGUCCUAUGCAAGGGCUUCAAAUGUUCAAAGAUGUUGAAAAAUUCAGAGUCAUUUGUUGUGGGGGAGAUGGCACCGUUGGAUGGAUCUUGGAAACAAUGGAUCGUGUUCAAUUUCAACAACAACCUGCUGUCGGCGUUAUUCCGUUGGGAACAGGUAAUGACCUGGCAAGAUGUCUCCGUUGGGGUGGUGGAUAUGAGGGGGAGGCAAUUUACAAGGUUCUUAAGAGAAUAGAAAAGGCGAUGCCAGUAAUGAUGGAUCGAUGGCAAAUCGAAAUGAAAGAUCAGGAUGAAGAGAAAAAACCUAAUCAGGAAAGCAUACCGUAUAACAUAAUAAACAACUACUUUUCGGUGGGUGUUGACGCCGCAAUUUGCGUAAAGUUUCAUUUGGAAAGGGAGAAGAAUCCAGAAAAAUUUAACAGCAGGAUGAAGAAUAAGCUUUGGUAUUUCGAGUAUGCAACCAGUGAGCAAUUUGCUGCCAGCUGUAAAAAUCUCCACGAAUAUUUGGAAAUAAUAUGUGAUGACAUUCCUUUAGAUAUAGCUCAUGGGCCGCCGCUCCAAGGCAUAGCUCUAUUGAAUAUCCCCUUCACUCAUGGGGGUUCGAAUUUAUGGGGUGAGAACCACGGGCGACAUCACCUUGGGAAGCGUCGGAAACGUCCAGAUAAAGAACUGAGCACUAGUAGUUUCCAUUCCGUAGAUUUGAACGCCGCUAUUCAAGAUAUAGGAGAUAAUCUCAUAGAAGUAAUAGGUUUAGAAAAUUGCUUGCACAUGGGUCAAGUUAAGACCGGUCUCAGAGCAUCAGGAAGAAGACUGGCCCAGUGUAGUAAUGUUAAGAUAAAAACGACCAGACGAUUUCCUAUGCAAAUUGACGGCGAGCCAUGGAUGCAGGGACCAUGCACGAUUCACAUCACGCAUAAAAACCAAGUACCGAUGUUGAUGGCACCUCCGCCUGAAAAGAGCAAGGGAUUCUUUCACUUUCUUAAAAGAUAAGUGUGAAUUAUUCUGUCUCAUCAGCUUGUAUCUUUUUAUAAAAGUAUUAUUUUUGAACGUU
Molecule: messenger RNA, 3048 nt
Organism: Athalia rosae (coleseed sawfly)
Lineage: Eukaryota; Metazoa; Arthropoda; Insecta; Hymenoptera; Athaliidae
Gene: Dgk
Product: diacylglycerol kinase 1
Exons: 18
Coding region: 273-2987 (904 amino acids)
Biological process (GO): intracellular signal transduction; diacylglycerol metabolic process; lipid phosphorylation
Cellular component (GO): plasma membrane
Molecular function (GO): ATP-dependent diacylglycerol kinase activity; calcium ion binding
Source: RefSeq, a predicted model, not a curated record